Molecule: messenger RNA, 918 nt
Organism: Scomber japonicus (chub mackerel)
Lineage: Eukaryota; Metazoa; Chordata; Actinopteri; Scombriformes; Scombridae
Product: odorant receptor 131-2-like
Exons: 2
Coding region: 1-918 (305 amino acids)
Biological process (GO): G protein-coupled receptor signaling pathway
Cellular component (GO): membrane
Molecular function (GO): G protein-coupled receptor activity
Source: RefSeq, a predicted model, not a curated record
AUGAACGUGUCAUCUCCUAAUGUGACUGUGGUUAUAGAGUAUCGAGACUCCUUUACCAAAGCAGUGACCAAGAAUGUUAUUGUUGUGGUUCUCGGGAUCUCCAUCAACUACAUCAAUGCAAACCUCAUUCAAACGUUCAGCAAAAACCAGAUCUUUUACUUGAAUCCUCGGUAUAUCCUGUUUUUUCACAUGGUCGUCAACGACAUGAUCCAAGUGACGCUGACUGUCAUCCUGUUCAUCGUCAGCUACACCCUCUACAAAAUCAAUGUCUCAAUCUGCGCUGCCUUCAUCCUGAUUGCUCUUUUCACCACUGAAAACACUCCUCUGAACCUGGCCUGCAUGGCAGUGGAGUGUUACAUCGCCAUCUGCCUCCCCCUUCACCAUGUGCAGAUCUGUACCGUCAAGAGAACUUUAAUGCUGAUUGGUUUAAUCUGGAUGACCAGCAUGUUGUCUGUUCUUCCUGAUCUCUUCAUCACCUUAGCCACAGAGCCGCUGGACUUCUUUGAUUCCCGAGUGUUCUGCCUCAGGGAAACUGCCUUUCGAAAUCCCCACAUUAUCAAGAAGAGGGAUAUUACCUAUGUAGUGUAUCUGGUUAUUGUGUGGUUUGUUAUCUUUUACACUUACUUCAACAUCCUGUUCACUGCAAAAACAGCUAGCAACAACGCAAAAAAAGCUAGAAAUACUAUACUCCUCCAUGGUUUUCAGGUGCUGCUGUGUAUGGCAACAUACGCAGAUCCCCUUUUAAAAAAUGCUCUAAUCCAAUGGUUUCCAAAGAACUUUUCAGACUCCCUGUUUGCUUGUUAUAUUAUAAUUCAGAUUCUGCCACGAUCCAUUAGUCCAAUUAUCUAUGGCAUACGAGACACAACUUUCAGGAAGUACCUGAAAAGGAAUCUGUUGUGUAAAGUCAGCUCACAAUAA